UCAAUUCCAACAAAUAUUUAAAUUCGUUCAUUAUGUCAACAUUUCUUUGCUCUUUGAAUUUCAGAAGAAUGCCUUAUGUGGUAAUACAAUAUAUCAACUCAGACAAGGAAGGUCGCUCCGAGGUGGUUGCAGUGCCUGAAAACUGGAUAAAAGAAAACAAAUUGUGGUGCCCGUUAUCGACCUACGUACACACCUGGAGGAAAAGUAUUGAAAAGCAGGUUGAUCCGAAGGAAAAUUGGAAGUCGUUCGACAUAGUAAAAACAUGGAAAACAACAGAAUCUUUAGAGGAGGCCAAUAAAAUUGCUGACGAUUUGAUAGCGGGAGAAGAGGAAGUGUCAGAAACGAGUUUGAUUGUACCUGUCCAACCGAAUGUAGAAAGAAUUCACCACCCUGAACAUUCAUACGAAGCCGUACUUAAGGAAUUGAAAAAACAACGGAAAUUCCUGGAAGCAAUAUAUCACGAAGUAAAAAAGGACAAAAGUAGUGCACGCGGCACGACAGACAUCGACGAAAUUAUUAAAACCCUUCCCUUCAAGACUGUAACGAACUUCAUUGAAACCGAAAGUAAAUUGAACGAAGAUGAAAAAUUUUGUAACACAAUGGUACGUAAGUAUGUAGGAUUAUUUCUACGAGUUAGACUGAUAUGCUCAGAUAAAUUUUAUUUCAUAACAUUUAUCUAUAUGUCUGCUCUGGUCAAAAUAUUUCAGAUCGAUCUGUUACGAAACUUCGGCGGAACUACAAAAGAAGAUUUCGUUAGAAAUAUUCUGAAAGCGUGCUUCAGCGGAGAUGUUUGCAGAGGCGUCAAUUUCACAGGAAAAAAUGAUAAAGUACAGCUUAAAGAAACGAGGUUUUACAGCUUAAUGUUGGUUGUAGCUAUGGAGAAGUACAGUUCCAAUGAUAUUUCCGGUGUUGUUAUGGAAUGGAUGAGAACGAAGGCAUAUAACUCGAAAAGAAUCCCUAAAAAGAAGAUAAAUCCUACCACACCGAAAAAACAGCCUACUCCGAAAAGAAAUCCUACUCCGAAAAGCAAGCAAAGAAAUGCUACACCGCAGAAGGGAAAAACGCCAUCGAAAGCGCACGCACGCCAUCAUUCUACGAAAUUGAAACGUCUUCAAAGUUUCCGGAGUCGCAUGGCUGCAAACAUAUCGAAUUCUGCAGAUGUUACAGUUCCAGAUGAGGUUCCAGAAUCAUCGAGUUCAGCACAGUCGACUUCUUAAUUAUAGGUUUUCGUGGUAUGGUUAAUUUUUACUACUUCUCAAACUCGCGCGCGACAAUAAAGGUACAGACAUGAGAGGAGCACGAGUGUGAACCUGUGAAGGCAAUCGUAUUCGAGUUAUACUUAACGAAGCACGUAUGAAUAUCGAAAUUGUUUCCGCAGUGAUGGGCGAUUAUUAAUCAGCCUAGAAAAUAAUAUCUGAGCGUUGACAGAAAUAUUCAUUUAUUUUCUUGUCAAAGCCAUCAGAGGCAAUUUUUAAAUUUUGAUAAUGCUCGCACUCAUCUCAUGCUCAUACCUUAAGUUAAUUUUUAAUUUUUCUUAUUCUCCUACAGUCCUCGAACAAUGUUGGUCCUCUUAAUGUUUAAAGCUUAUAGUAAUUUUAAGAAAUGAAAAAAAAAAAAAAAAUUGAACUGCAAACUCUGAAAAUUUUUGAAAAAUGUUGAUGAAAUCUUGAAAUGAGUGAUUCGGCAGCUACAAAGAAAAGAAUUUUUUAGAUCUUUUUACUUACACAUUUUGACAAGUCACUUUUGAUAAAGAGUAAGACAAAAAUGCGAGUAUAGUUUUUGAGGGGAGGUGGUGCUAAUAGUAGAUGUAAUUUGUUUAGGGAUUAGUUCAGAAAAUGUGAGCGCAGGUGUCGCGUUCUUUUGCGAUUCACGUUAUGUUCAUAGUGGAUUCAGGGGGGGGGGGGUAUACGUUAUACACUGCACAACGUAGUCCUCCAGCGAAUUAAAGGAUGGGCUAUACUGAACUUGACCGUAAACUUAUUCCCUAAACUUAAGAAUAAGACUGGUUUAUACUGAACUUAAUGUACGUUAACAUAAAAGUUGUCUUUGUUCAACUUCUAGGAUUAAGUUUAAGGUUACGGUUAAAUUCAGUAUAGCCCCUCCUUAAUUGGGUACGAUUUUUCGAUCAGUAUAUUCCCUCCCUCUCCUUUCAAUUUAUUGGAAGUAUAUUUUUAAAAUUUUAAAAACUGAAUCAUAAUCUGUACAUACAUAAGUACAUAUAGACACAUAUAUAUUUCAAUUACCAAAUCUAUUAAAACGAAAAAUAGCGCGAAAAGAAAUUUGUCGGCCAAAAAAUCAAGUGUCAGCGAAACGAUAAAUUAUCAAACAAUCAAAAUAAAUUUGCACACAAAAAACAAAUAUAUCUUGAGUAUUUAAACAAACGAAUUUCCAGAAAAUUCACACGACGAAUAGAAAUUUUGAUGGGUACGUAGAAGUACUGAACAAAAAGUGUAUUUUUCAAGAAGGCAGGAAAUAUUUAACACCUAUUAAAUUAAUUGAAAAAUUAUGCAAAAUCUAAGAGAACAUACAUCUAAUUCAACAUUUGUGAGUCGGCAUCACACGAUUCUGGAUCCGCCAUUACACGAGGAAUCAUAAAUGUGUUAGGCAGUUACUCGUAUGUUACCACUCUUAUGGGAUUUUUGACGCGAACGCGUGUAGAAGGGAAACCCUUAGUUUUCGUGCUUCAAAGCAGAUAUUUGGGAUGUAGCCCUAUUCUUACAAAAUGAGCGUUAGUUUUACGUUCUACAGUUCAGUGAAGCGAGGAAAAUGAGAAAAGUGCAACGCAAAAUGAGGGUAUAAAAUUGGCACAACAGGAAAAUUUCUUGAAAAUUUUUAGUCUCUUUAGUUUUUUGCAUACCUCGGAGAGCCAUACAUCUUAGCAAAAAUCUGGUGACAUUAUUUUGAAAUAGAAUUAAAUUCUCUACAAUUUCGUUGAUUUGAAAUUUUUUGCUAGGACGCACAUCCCUGAAGUUGAAGUAACACGUUGAAAUUUUUUUCUAGGAUUUUACUCAUGUUACUCAAACUUCAAAGACGUACAGUUUUGAAACUAAGCGUCCUAGAAAAUAAUUUCAUAUCAACGAAAUUGUAGAGAAUUUAAUUAUACUUCAGAAUAAUGUCAUCAGAUUUUUGCUAGGAUGUAUGGCUCGUCCGAUUUAUGCAAAAAACUAAAGAGACUGAAAAUUUUCAAGACAUUUUCCGGUUGUGUCAAUUUUAUACCCUCAAUUUGUGUGGCAAUUUUCUCAUUUUCCCCACUUCACGGAACCGUUGAACGUAAAACUAACGCUCAUUUUGUAGAGGAAGAGUAUAGGGUUACAUCCUGUGUAUCUGCUUCAAAGCAAUAAAACCGACAGGACAGUUUUCCUUCUACACACAUUUGCAUCGAAAAUCCCAUAAAUAAUUUGAAUUGAAAUCUGAAAAAAUUGAAAUAUAAUUAAAAUUACCUAAUUAAAAUAAAUAAGUACCUACAGAGUGGCUAAAAAGUUAGUGUUGAUUUUCAUAUUUCAAAAAGUGUUGGUUUUUUGUAAAAAAAAAAAUUGAAAUUCAAGCAUCCUAGAAAGAAACUAAUGACAUUACAUUGAUUGGAAAUUCAAUUUUCUGCAAUUUUCUAUGACAUUAUUUUGCUGUA
Planococcus citri (citrus mealybug) is the source of this 3625-nucleotide messenger RNA. RefSeq lists its product as uncharacterized. The record is from RefSeq and is a predicted model, not a curated record. The coding region runs from base 33 to 1217 and encodes 394 amino acids. Lineage: Eukaryota; Metazoa; Arthropoda; Insecta; Hemiptera; Pseudococcidae. The transcript has 4 exons.